Rotaria sordida is the source of this 1506-nucleotide messenger RNA. The record is from the annotation of a GenBank genome assembly. Lineage: Eukaryota; Metazoa; Rotifera; Eurotatoria; Philodinida; Philodinidae.
AUGUUGUCAACUUUUGAAACCUUACCCGAUGAAAUUUUAAUGAUCAUUUUGAAAUAUUGUGGUGAUGCUUAUACAAUAUUAAAAAUAUUUCUUGGUUUUAAUCAACGUUUAAAUAUGAUUCUUAUUGAUAAACGUUUACAUUUAUUAACUGAUUUUUUACAUAUUAAUGUACGAGAUGAUUAUUAUAAUUCUGAAGUGUUUCAACAAUUAUCUAAACAAUUAUUAUCUAUAAAUACAACAGUCGAUGAAGAAAAACUUUCUUCAAUUUUACAAACAUUACUUAGUUUUCAUAUAAAACAAAAAUAUAUUCAAUUGGGACAUGAAUUUCAAUUAUAUCUUGAAAAUUUUAAAUUUAUUCGUCAAUCAUUGACCACUGAUGAAAUUAUUAAAAUAGAUCAUAAAUUAAAAAUAGAAUUUGAUAGUUUAUACAAUGAUUCUAUACGUAUAGAAUCUAUUAAACUUAUUAAAUCAUUUGUUUUAACAAAAGGUGCUUGUUGUACAUGUGAUGAUUAUGAAUUAUGUCGAUUUAAUCUUACUAAAGCUGUAAAUGAAUUAUUUCUUUCUCAUAUUAAUGAUAUUCAAUUAAAAUAUUCAAUAUCAAUCAAUUCAUUUUUACAAUUAUUUAAAAUUCUAAUUAUUUCAAAUACUUCUCUAAUAAAUAAUCGAGAUUAUGUUGGUAAUGGUGGUUGUAAUCUUGAAUAUUUUCUUAUAUAUACUCUUUAUAAAUUAGGACAUUUUUAUCAUGAUAAAUCUUCAAUUCCUAUCAAUAUGAAAUAUUAUCGAGCUACGAUUGAUUUAUUUCUUUUUAUUAUACAAUGUCAAAAACAAAUAUUUGAAAAUGAAUAUUACAUUCGAGAGAGUAUGUUUAAUAUUCUCGAAAUGAUUUCGAAAAUAAAUAAUGAUAUAUUUAUUCAAGUUAUUCAAUGGGAAAUAUUGAAAAUAGUUGUUCAUGAAUAUAUUCUAAAAGCAAAUGAAUUAUGGAAUGAUUAUUUAAUAUGUAGAUUUAAACAAAUAUUAAAAAAUUUAAUUGAAAAUAAUCGAUUAGAUAUACUUAUAUAUCUUUAUCGUGAUAUUGGAUUUGAACAAUUUUUUAAUAUACAAAAUUAUACUCGACAAUGUUUAGAUUUAAUGACAAAAAAUCGAAUGGGAAGAAAAUUUUUCUAUAUGAUUGCAGAUGAAAAAUUAUUGGAACUUUUUUUUUCGAAAGAAAAUUUAAUAUUUAUUUUAUUAGAUAAAAAAGAACGUCAAUUAUUAGAAAAACUAUUGAAAUUAUCACCAUAUCUUAUACAUCAAUUAGAUGAAGAUGGAAAUGAUCCAUUACUAUAUAUAUGUCUUAAAGUUUCUGGUUGUCGACAUCGAAUUAUUGAAUUUUUAAUUAAAAUAGGAUCAAAUUUACAAAGAACAAAUUUUAAAGGACAAAAUUUUAUCGAUGUAUUACAAUUACAAAGAAAUCAAAAAUUAUUGAAAAAAUUAAUUGAACAAGAUAUCAUUACAAUUAAUAUAUAA